This is a messenger RNA of Cavia porcellus (domestic guinea pig), 6320 nucleotides long. It is a transcript of the gene Dhx36, whose product is annotated as DEAH-box helicase 36. The transcript has 25 exons. The coding region runs from base 81 to 3092 and encodes 1003 amino acids. Lineage: Eukaryota; Metazoa; Chordata; Mammalia; Rodentia; Caviidae. Gene Ontology annotation, cellular component: intracellular anatomical structure; cytoplasm. Gene Ontology annotation, molecular function: RNA helicase activity; G-quadruplex RNA binding; DNA helicase activity. The record is from RefSeq and is a predicted model, not a curated record.
GUAGCUGUGCAUCCGCUUCCGGGCCCAGACGCCAUUUCCAGCGGUUGUGGCUUCUCGAGGGGGAGUAGUUUUCCUGGACAAUGAGCUAUGAUUACCAUCAGAACUGGGGCCGCGAUGGCGGUUCGCGCAGCACCAGCGGUGGGAGUGGUGGGGGCCACGGAGGCAGUCGAGGCACUGGAGGCGGCGGAGGAGGAGGAGGUGGUCGAGGCGGAAGGGGUCGGCAUCCUGGGCACUUGAAAGGCCGCGAAAUUGGCUUGUGGUACGCGAAAAAACAGACCCAGAAGAACAAGGAGGCGGAGAGGAAGGAGAGAGCAGUAGUACACAUGGAUGAACGACGAGAAGAGCAAAUUGUGCAGCUGCUAAAUUCUGUCCAAACUAAAAAUGAUAAAGAUCCAGAAGCGCAGAUAUCCUGGUUUGCCCCAGAGGAUCAUGGAUAUGGGACUGAAGUUUCUGCUGAUAAUAAGUCAACCUCAGAGAAGAAACUUGACAAUCAGGAAAAUAAAUUGAUAAACCAAGAAAAAAAGACAUUAAGAUUCAGAGACAGAUCAUAUAUUGAUCGGGAUUCUGAAUACCUUUUGCAAGAAAAUGAACCAGAUCUAACCUUAGACCAACAAUUACUAGAAGAUUUACAGAAGAAAAAAACUGAUCGUCGGUAUAUUGAAAUGCAGCGUUUCAGGGAAAAGCUUCCUUCAUAUGGAAUGCAAAAGGAGUUGGUAGAUUUAAUUGAUAAACACCAGGUAACAGUAGUAAGUGGUGAAACUGGUUGUGGAAAAACUACUCAAGUUACUCAGUUCAUUUUGGAUAACUACAUUGAAAGAGGAAAAGGAUCUGCCUGCAGAAUAGUUUGUACUCAGCCAAGAAGAAUCAGUGCUAUUUCAGUUGCAGAGAGAGUCGCUGCAGAAAGAGCAGAGUCUUGUGGCAAUGGUAAUAGUACCGGAUACCAAAUUCGUCUCCAGAGUCGAUUGCCAAGGAAACAGGGUUCUAUCUUAUACUGUACAACAGGAAUCAUCCUUCAGUGGCUCCAGUCAGACCCGCAUUUGUCCAGUGUUAGUCAUAUCGUACUAGAUGAAAUCCAUGAAAGAAAUCUACAGUCAGAUGUAUUGAUGACUGUUAUUAAAGAUCUUCUCAAUUCUCGUUCUGACUUGAAAGUGAUAUUGAUGAGUGCCACAUUGAAUGCUGAGAAAUUUUCAGAAUACUUUGGCAACUGCCCAAUGAUACAUAUACCUGGAUUUACUUUUCCAGUUGUAGAAUAUCUUUUGGAAGAUAUAAUUGAAAAAAUAAGAUAUAUUCCAGAGCAAAAGGAACACAGAUCCCAGUUUAAGAGAGGUUUCAUGCAAGGGCAUGUAAAUAGGCCAGAAAAAGAAGAAAAAGAAGCAAUUUAUAAAGAACGCUGGCCAGAUUAUGUGAGGGAGCUGCGAAGAAGGUACUCUGCAAAUACUGUAGAUGUUUUAGAAAUGAUGGAUGAUGAUAAAGUUGAUCUGAAUUUGAUUGCAGCCCUAAUCCGGUACAUUGUUUUGGAAGAAGAGGAGGGUGCAAUCCUGGUCUUUCUGCCAGGCUGGGACAAUAUCAGUACUUUACAUGAUCUUUUGAUGUCUCAAGUGAUGUUUAAAUCAGAUAAAUUUAUCAUUAUACCGUUACAUUCACUGAUGCCUACAGUAAAUCAGACACAGGUAUUUAAAAGAACUCCUCCUGGUGUUCGGAAAAUAGUAAUUGCCACCAACAUUGCAGAAACUAGCAUUACCAUAGAUGAUGUAGUUUUUGUGAUAGAUGGAGGAAAAAUUAAAGAGACACAUUUUGACACUCAGAACAACAUCAGUACAAUGUCUGCUGAGUGGGUUAGUAAAGCCAAUGCCAAACAGAGGAAAGGUCGAGCUGGAAGAGUUCAACCUGGUCAUUGCUAUCAUCUAUAUAAUGGUCUUAGAGCAAGUCUUCUAGAUGAUUAUCAACUACCAGAAAUUUUGAGAACUCCUUUGGAAGAACUUUGUUUGCAAAUAAAGAUUUUAAGGCUCGGUAGAAUUGCUUAUUUUCUAAGUAGGUUAAUGGAUCCACCAUCAAAUGAUGCUGUGUUGCUCUCCAUAAGACAUCUAAUGGAACUGAAUGCUUUGGAUAAACAAGAAGAAUUGACACCUCUUGGGGUUCACUUAGCACGAUUACCAGUUGAGCCACAUAUUGGGAAAAUGAUUCUUUUUGGAGCUCUUUUCUGUUGCUUAGACCCAGUACUCACUAUCGCUGCUAGUCUCAGCUUCAAAGAUCCUUUUGUCAUUCCACUGGGAAAAGAAAAGAUUGCAGAUGCAAGAAGAAAGGAAUUAGCAAAGGAGACUAGGAGUGAUCACCUGACAGUUGUGAACGCAUUUGAGGGAUGGGAAGAAGCUAAGCGACGUGGUUUCAGAUAUGAGAAAGACUAUUGCUGGGAAUACUUCCUGUCUUCAAACACACUGCAGAUGCUGCAUAACAUGAAAGGACAGUUUGCUGAGCAUCUUCUUGCAGCUGGAUUUGUAAGCAGUAGAAAUCCUAAAGAUCCAAAGGCAAAUAUAAAUUCAGAUAAUGAGAAGAUAAUUAAAGCUGUCAUCUGUGCUGGUUUAUAUCCCAAAGUUGCUAAAAUCCGACUAAAUUUGGGUAAAAAAAGAAAAAUGGUGAAAGUUCACACAAAAACGGAUGGCCUGGUUUCUAUUCAUCCUAAAUCUGUUAAUGUGGAGCAAACAGACUUUCAUUACAACUGGCUUAUCUAUCACUUGAAGAUGAGAACAAGUAGUAUAUACUUGUACGACUGCACAGAAGUUUCUCCUUAUUGUCUCUUGUUCUUUGGAGGUGAUAUUUCCAUCCAGAAGGAUAAUGAACAGGAGACUAUUGCUGUAGAUGAAUGGAUUAUAUUUCAGUCUCCAGCAAAAAUUGCCCGUCUUGUUAAGGACUUAAGAAAGGAACUAGAUACCCUUCUUCAAGAGAAGAUUGAAAGUCCUCAUCCUGUGGACUGGAAAGACACUAAAUCUAGAGACUGUGCAGUACUGUCAGCUAUAAUAGACUUGAUCAAAACACAGGAAAAGGCAACUCCCAGGAACUUGCCACCGCAAGCCCAGGAUGGAUAUUACAGCUGACAGAUCUUCUGUGGUGGUCUGAGAAUCCAGGUUGUUAAUCGUUUUUCCCCAUAGUCUGUUUUGGCUAAAUAUCAAACCUUGAGACAUAAUUAAUUUUCAAACGUAAGGUAGAAACCUUUAAUAGGAAGUAAAGACUUAAUGUGCAUGACUUAGCAUUGUCAUCUGUAGCUGUUACAAAUGUACUAUAAAAAGCAGUAGGUUCUCUGAGUGUACCAUUGAAAAAUUCCUUUGUUCCAUUACACAAAAUCAAUUUUCUGCCCAUGAUCAUUUAAGUAUAGAACCAGUAAAAAUAAAAUGGUUAGCCAAAAAUAGUGUCAGGUUAAGUACAAGGCAACCAUGUUUUUUAAAUUAGAAACUUUACGAGAAGUAUAUUGUAAUAAAGCCCAAUAUUUAAUAAAAUAUACAGUGUAUAAAUCUCUUGCUAAUUUCAUGCCUUGGUUUCUACAUCUUCACCUGUCUCCUUUGCUUGAUAUUUUUGCUGUUUAAAUUGUGCAGCACAAAGUAGCAGCUGUGAGAGCAUGAAUGAGUCUGGAGUCCGAUUACCUAAGGCUUGGGCUCCACUCAGUCACUUACUAAAUGUCUUGGGCAGGUACUUGGCUUCUCUCUUCUCCUUGUCUAAAAUACAGGUAAAAAUUUUGAUUUAAAUAUGUUAAUACAUGUAAAGUACAUAGACUAGUACCUGAUACUGAAUUUCACUGAAAUUUAGUCAUUAUUCCUGAAAUUUUUUUAAACAUAUAGUAAUCCGUUGUUUAUUUUUUUUUCAAUUGUUUACCUUCUUAGCCAGUGGAAUCUAGUGUACUGUGUUUUCAACCCUAUCAAAUUGCGACAGAUACUGUUGGUUGCUGUCCAACGGCCAUGUUAUCUCUUCCUUCCUGCUUUUUUAUUUCAAGUAUCUCCACCUCUGCAACUUUGUGUCCAAGGAUGUUGGACCUUUGCCCAUGGGUAAUCAGGCUGUUAGGAGCCAAUUAUGUGGUCCUUGUCCCCUUGAAAAAUAGUGAGAUGUUAGUACAUGAGUGAAUCUGUCUUGCUAGUGGCAGUUAAGCAAUUUACACGGGGAUGUCUGAAAAGGAUUAUUGUUAGUAGUAGACUUAGAGUAGGAAACUGCUCUCUUUGGACAUUGUCUUGUCUUAAUCUGAUAUUUGGAAUUUCUGUAACCAGUUACGAUCACAAGAGAACAGAGAACCAUAUCCUGAGGAUGGCUUAGUGAAAAGGUAGAACUGUCCAGAGCCCUUGGUAAUGCUAGAGGACUACAGAAUUCCCCGACUACAAUUGCCAUACAUACGGACUUAUUUUAAUCUUUCCUUCAUUGUUUAAGCCACUUUCAAAGAGUAUUUUAAUGUAGCAGAGAUGAUAUUAACUAAAGCAUACUAUCCAUCAUGUAUUUGCUCAAGCCACUACCAUUUAUUAGGUUAUGUAAUAGUUUGGAUCUUUAAUGUCAAAAGACAUGAAAGUAGUAUUACUCGACAUAUUGUAAAAGGAAACAAGAAUUGCAUCCUGCUAUACACUUAAGAAAUGUAAAUUUUAUUUUGCCUUCCAAUAAAUGCAAGAAAAUAAAACAAAUUAGAGCCUCAGUAUAGUGAUUGGGAUGUAUUGAUACUGCCACAAUGAUCUGUUCACAGCAGUGGUUCCAGUACUGCUUCCACUUCCAGAAACGUGUGUGACAUGUUCUUGCCUUCCAAGGGUUUAAAGGUACUGUUUUCCUGUGUCUGUUGUCUGCUGGUCUUCCAAAAAUGCUCUUCACUGAAUUGUUUCAUUGUAGCACGUCACAGUGUUGCAGAAUACUAGUUUUGCUCCUAAAGUCAAGGUGACCAUCAGAUCCUAUUUGCUCUAUAACAGUAUUUAGGUUUGUGCUUUUUUUUACCCAGCUUAAAUUCAUAGUCAUUUGGCCCAAGUGGAAGAUUCUUUCUUGGAAGAAUUUAAAGACUGUUUAGAAAAGAAAAAAUAGGUGUCUUGAUUCUGUGUUUGCAGUGAGAACACAUGAAGAAUAAAGGAGGUUUCUAUCUGCUCUACUGAUGAUCAGAAUGAGAAUUUUAAUUGAGACUGCUGUUUGUUUCUUUUGUUUAUAAAACAAAUUGCUAAAUGGAAAAUAUAUUCCCACGUCUAAAUAUUAUUUGUGUUUUAGUUUUUUUUUCUUUUGGGUACUGGAAAUUGAAUUCACCACCUUGAGCUUGAUAGGCAGGUGCUGUACUGCUGAGUUGUAUUCUCAGCUUAUUUGUUGUUUAGUGUUUUAAAGUAAGACAAAAUUAAGAAAACUGUCUUACCAUUCUGAUCAUUAUGGAAAAUAACUUGAAAAAAUAACUGUGACACAUUCAUGGGGUAAAAGUGAAUAAUGUUUGAAAGCUUAAAAGAUGAGUGCAUAUGAUGCCUUCCUAACUCAUUCGGGUAAAAGUUCAAAGUAAGUUGAUUCCAGCUAAUUGCAAGUUACUCUCUUAUUUUUGCUGCUUUAAAAACGAAGUCCACUCUGAAAGUUACUAAUCGUAGGGAACCUUUUAAAGGAAUUUAUUUUACUGCCUUCUAACCCAGAAUAAAUGGUGUUAAAUGUCUUUCCAUCUUCAGCUCUGGGUUUAUAUUUAUUUUUAUGUAACUGUGAUCAUGUUAUAUAAUCAUGUAUUUGUAAUAGUGUGAAUUGUUUUUAAAUGACUUUAAAACAAUCCAGUUUUAAAACAGGACAUCCUCAUUGAAUAGUAUUUUGGAAAUUUGACAAAGUAAAUCAUGUUAACCAUUGUUACAUUUUUAUAUAUGUCUGUGUUUUUUUAAGGUUUAAGGUAUGAAUUAUUUUGUAUAUAUAAUCAAGCUAACCAGUUCAAAUGUAUAAUUCAGUGACUUUUGUCAACUGUGUAAAAUUCUAUGGUUAAUACCACCGCAUACUUUCUAAUUUUUGUUCAGUAUGUGUUUUCCCACUCAUAAACCCAAAACUUCUGUUUCCCUUUGCAGGCAAUUCUGCUUCCCCACUUCUGCCCCUUGACAACUGUUGAUCUGCUUUUUUUGUCACUAGUUUUCACUUUCCUAGAGUUUUCAGUACAUGGAAUCAUACGCAGUUUAUUAUGUUUAGCAUCUUUCAUUGAAGAUCAAUUUUUUUGAGAUAACUCAUGUGAUUGUAUAUUUUUCAGUAAUUCCUGCUAUUUAGUAUUUCAUUACGUUUUUACAUUUAUUCAUUCACCAAUUGAUGGAUAUUUGACUUAUUUACAGUUCUUUUGCUGUUAUAAAUAAAGCUGCUAUGAACACAUA